CGUGGUCUCCUGGGGAGCGCGGUGAUAUUAUGGGAUGUUAGACCUGGAGGAAUGGCGCUGGGCGCGUGAUUUUGAACAAACACGAUCGGUCUCCCGGUGACGAGCGCUGUGUGUCUGGUAACCGGGGCCGCCAGCGCCGCCUCAGGCCCCAGGCGGCCGCGAUCCUUCUCCAUGCCGCCCGCUUCCAGCUCCGAGCGGCCCGGAACCCGCAGCCGGAUCUUGAGGAUAUUGCUGCUGAUCGCUGCCUGAUGACUUGCAAACCAAGGUACUUUAAUUUGCAGAAUUUUCCACGAGGGCUCGGUGAAACUAAAUGGUCCAAUUCUUUGGAGCAUUCCAUAGUAACAAGGCCAGACUGAUUCUUCACAACACCAGGGCAGGUAGGACCUCGAUCCCGUUAAUUGUUAAAUACAGAAGAAUGUCCACGCCAAGACAAGAUAACUAUCAUCAUCUAACAACAGAAGAUGUUGAGUCAAAAAUCUGAAGCAGAUUACCCAGUCCUUGCAGAGUAUCUGCAUUAUUAAGAUGGAAGUGGAGUCAGCUGAGGUGAACACGCUGCUACCUGAGGAGAUAAUGGACUCAGUCAUCGUCGACGAUGAUAGUAUUGAGGCUGUCACAAUAACUUCAGAGCAUGGUGAUCCAGUUCCCAUGGAAACUGAGCUCGAGGAAAUUAUAGAUCCACAUCAAGGCAAGGACUCAGAGAUUCUGUCGAGCAUUACAGACCAGGUCACCGUGUUGACCAAUAGUACUACACCGUUUGUUUUAAGUGACCCAAGUAUAAAGAUGGAAAUUAAUACUUCUGAUAGUACAUCAAAGGCUACUGGUAAAAUCAGCCACCCAAGCACAACUGCUGGAACACCUAUAUCUUUAGCAGCAAAUCAGAUUGUCCUUAACCCAGUAUCCGAACACUCUGAUUACACCAUCUCCAACCAAGCUAUGAAAUCAGAACCAGUAGGGCAGCAGCUGGUAGUGACUACCCUUGGAAAGUCCCGACAGUCCAUCGUACUUUCGCUGCCACCAAGUCAAGGAGGUCACCUUCAAGUCUCAUCUCAAUUACCAGCAAUGGACCCACAGGGGCAGAAACAAAUAAAAGUAGUUACUCUGGGUGGAAGAGUUGAGGGAAAGACACUAACUGGAGUAUCAAAUAUGUUGGCUUCUGGAAAUCCUUCUCUAAAUGCUUCUGCUCAGCCUACACAAAAUCAGAUUGCCAAGAAAUGCGCAUCCACUUCUGCUGCAGGACCAAUGAUCACAAAAUUCAUCAUUGCCAAACCUGUUCAUAACAAGAACAUUAUAACAGGUAGAGUUCUUCCUCAGAAUGCGCUUGGGACUGCCCCAAACACACUCACUAUUUCUGAAGGCAGUGCUAUUGGGUCCAAUUUCAACUCUGCGGCACAACAGACAGCCAACAAGAUUGCAAUCUCUCCUCUGAAGUCUCCAAAUAAGACAGUGAAGCCAGCUACCCAAGGACUAACAAUGGGAACAGUGAAUACUACCCAGUUCAAAACCAUCAUUCCUCUGGCAACACCACCCAACGUUCAGCAGAUACAAGUACCAGGGAGCAAGUUUCAUUAUGUACGGCUAGUUACUGCAACGACAGCCAGUGGCACCCAUCAUACGGUCAGCUCUAGCUCCAGUGCCAACACACAACCUUUAGCACAAGCUAAGGCAGUUGUGCUGAAUCCACAAGUUCGUAUGUCUGUCCCAAUUGCACCAGCACAGGGCAUUAAAAAUGUGGUUCCCAAACCCAUUGGCAGCACGACACAAAUAGUUACUGCCAGCCAACCCCAACAGAGACUCAUUAUGCCUGCAACUGCGCUGCCACAGAUCCAACCUAACUUAACGAAUCUCCCACCAGGCACUGUUCUGGCACCAGCUCCUGGAACUGGCAGCAUGGGCUAUGCGGUUGUCCCAGCUCAAUAUGUUACACAGUUGCAGCAAACCUCCUAUGUAUCAAUAUCCAGUAACAAUGGGUUUUCUGGAACAUCCAACAUUCAAACUCAAGCAAAGCUCCCUAUCAAUGGGUCAUCGACAUCAGAGUCAGGAACACGACCUAGGAAACCUUGUAAUUGUACAAAGUCUCAGUGCCUCAAGCUAUACUGUGAUUGUUUUGCAAAUGGAGAAUUUUGCAAUAACUGCAAUUGUACUAACUGCUUCAACAAUCUGGAACAUGAAGCUGAGCGGCUAAAAGCAAUAAAGGCAUGUCUUGACAGAAAUCCUGAAGCAUUUAAACCUAAGAUUGGGAAAGGAAAAGAAGGUGAAUCCGAUAGACGGCACAGCAAAGGAUGUAACUGUAAAAGAUCGGGGUGUCUGAAAAAUUACUGUGAAUGCUAUGAGGCAAAGAUCAUGUGUUCAUCAAUAUGUAAAUGUAUUGGCUGCAAAAACUUUGAGGAAAGCCCUGAGCGGAAGACCCUAAUGCAUUUGGCGGAUGCUGCAGAAGUGCGCGUCCAGCAACAGACGGCUGCAAAAACAAAGCUUUCAUCACAAAUAUCUGACCUACUGACCAGAACAAUGCCAGCAGUUACAAGUGGAGGGGGAAAGUUGCCAUUCACAUUUGUGACAAAAGAAGUGGCAGAAGCAACUUGUGAAUGUCUUUUGGCACAAGCUGAGGAAGCAGAGAAGAAUAGCCAGACAAAAGCAGUCACAGAACGCAUGAUCCUGGAAGAAUUUGGGCGCUGUUUAAUGCAGAUUAUAAACUCGGCAGGAAAAGCCAAAGGAGAUGCUUGUGCUCUGAGUUGCUGAUCCACUAAUUGCUGUCCUGUGGAAACUGAACAGGAAAAAUGAGUUGGGAAAACUCAGCUGAUGGCUUUUCCUGACAUUAAAACUGAAGUGUUUUGGGCUUGCCAUGAUAUUUUUCAACUUUAUGGCUAGCGAACUUUCAAUAAGUCAGCUUGUUCCUUUUUGGCAGACUUUGUGUGCAUUGUCUAACUGAGGUGCCUUUUUUAAACUUAUUGCUUAGAAUACAGAUUAAGUAGAUUUUAUGAUGUAAAAAUCAGUGUGUGAAUAUGCAAAACUGUUGUGAAGAAGACACUGUUUUCAUGCUAGUGGUGACAUUUUAUAUACUUUCCAUCCCUCUAUGCAAGGUUGCUUUCUCUUUGUUGACCACCUUUUCCCCAGGAUGUUAUUCCCACUUUGGGCAUUCUGACCCCUCAGUGAAAAGUUUCUGUUAGUUUGUGGUAUGUUCUGUCUCUGGAUUUGAGAGUGGAAAAUCUGAGUACUCUACCUACAAUUAAAGAUACCCUCAGAAAUUGCUUGACAAGAGCAUUUUGACGGUCAAGUUUUUGAUAAUGACAAUUAAAAAUGUAAAAGAACCUGAGGAUGGAAAUAAGAUUGUGUGGCCGAAAAGCUUUUGCAUUACAUAUAUUUUUGACGUUAAUGUAAGUGUGUGUGUGUGUGUGUGUGUCUCCUAAUGAGAUGCAUCAUCAAUAAUUAAGUCACUUGGUCCACAGCACUUUGAAAAUCUGUAACUUACUGUGUGCUCAUAAUGAAUGGACUGCAGUGGUGCUUUAUCACACUUUGAUCAACUGAAGGCUUGCCCUAUAUCAGACAUUGCAGAAUUCACGUAUGUAGGUAUAAUUGGUUAACAUUGAUUUUCACCAUCACCAUUUUGUAGACUUCUGAAUGAAACUGCCAUUUAAGAUCCCAUACUGGUACUGUGGAGUAGGUUGUCUGUAUAUAUGUGUCUCCUUUGCUCACCAACCCCCCACCCCCCAACUCAGCAGCACCUCACUUUUUUUUUUCUACUAUGGCCAAUAGUGCGAUAGGGAGCCGCCACACCAAGGCACAGGCAUUUGCCUGUCAAAGGGGAGAACAGUAAAGAGUUGUCCCUGAAUUUAUACAAAUAAUAUUGGCAGAGGCCCAGAAACAAAUUCUCCAUUAUGAACAGAGGUCAGGAAAAGGGGAGAAAAUGCUAGAACAGUCAUCUUUUAUCUCUACAAAAAAGUCUUGAGAGAAACAAUCUUGUCACACAAGGGUCACCUAACAUUGUCGGGGGGGGGUACUUUUUAGGCUAAAUUUUUUUUAUGUAAAAGCAUAUUUGCACGUCCUUUUUCUAAAGUGUGCUCUGUUGAAUAAAGUUGCUGUAACCAUUUCAAUGAUUAAUGAAUGGAGAUAGGAGCCUGAAAGUGAGUAUUUCUCUUUAAACAUGUCAGAAUAUCCAUUUACAAUGACGGUGCAAUAUGCAAAAAUUCAAGGCACACUUUUUUAAUCUUAAAACUAUAUUUUGAAAAAUAGGCAAAACUGAUCAUUUCCCUUGUUUUAAUUUGACAUUUUUUUAAAAAAGUUUUCUAAAGAAUUACUACAUAAUUCCGCUGUAGAAAGACCUGAAACUGGUUUGCCUGUUUUGAAUCAAAUUAGUAGUCAACUUCAUGAAAUUUGGUACCAGCAGUGUACAGUGUCCUAAUCUUCACAAAAUCUUUGGUAAUUACUGCUAUUUUCAUAUAACUUGAGGAAUAGCCUGUUAACAUACAGAACGACAAGGAUGUUUUUAAAAGGUAUUUUUACAGAAUGUUAGAACAGGGUAUUUCAUGCUAAUUACAGUCUAUACCUGCCUUAGAUUAAUUAUUCCGAGUAAUGGUGUAUAAAAUGUAUAUUAAUGGAUAAGUGGUUUCUCAAGCUUGUACUUUAUCAGGUUUCAAGAGGGAAGAAAGUUUUUUUUUGUCUUUCUCCACUGUACAAGAAAUGGAAAUGCUAUACAAAUUUGUAUAUAUUCUGUUUAUUUAGUUUCUGCAGCUGUAUUAUGUAUAUUUAAAUAUUGUACACAAAUACUUCUGGUUAUCUGAAUGGAAUUCAGAUUACGUGUGUAGAUUGUGAAAAUAGUGUGGAUAUUGCUGUGGGUGUUUUACUGGUUUUAAUUUGAAGGUGCCGUUUCCAUAUCUUUUUGGUGUCUUCUGUACUUCUUUUUAUGUAACAAAAAAAAUUUCUUCACGCUAAUCAAAUACAAUGCCAGAAGCGCUUUGUAACAACCCAAACAUUAAAUUAAUUAAUUGCCUUCUAAGUCACCUUUGAAAGCAGAAGUAUACUUUAUUUAUGUUAAAUCCUUUUGUUCAGACUUGUGUUUCAUGCAAACUGGGAAGCUUAUGAAAGAUGUAAAACGUAAGAUCAUACUGUUUGUAUUUUUGUAUUAGUGAUUUAAAUAUCCUGUGACAACAUAAACUGACAGCCAGAUAAAUGGGCAUCAAUCCUUGAAUGAAUAAUUUGAGUAAGCACUCCAGAAAACAACCAUCACAUUUGGCUUUUUCAAACAAGUACUUCAAGAUAUACAUUUUCAAGUUAAAAUGUAAAGCAAUAUUUGUUCUCUAUAACUUUCUCAAAUGUAUUUGUGCUAUAACUUCUCACUGCUUGAGGAGAUUAGACAUGACAAUGCAUGAUUCUCAGUACAGUUUAUUGACUACUGUCAUUUUCCCAGCUAGACAGGUUCAAGAAAUGAAGUAGUCUGUUAACCCCUCAUUUCAGGAAUUACUUCUGAAGUACAUUGUAACAGCUUGUUAUGAUGGUAAAGGGUCUGUCUUAAAGUAUUUGAUUGGGUAUUGAUUUUGAGAUCCAAUUAAGAAUGAGUGCUUAAAUAACAACACCAAGACAAUUAAUAUUUUAAAAAUUAACUUUUAAAGUAUAUAUGCUAAAACACCAGCCUGUAACCUUUUAAUGGAAGAAACUUCUUCUAAAGUCUAGACGUGUUUCUUUUUGCAGUGGGUGGAAUGGUUCAACACACUGGCAUAUGUAGUCUGUGGUACAAUCAACUGGUGGGUAUGCAUUCUUCAUUCUCUGAUCUAAGUUUCAAUUUCCCAGCUGUACUACUGGCCCCACAGAACGUCCUCUACCUGCACCUGGGUAAUUCCUACCAACUGACAUGAUCCAAGGGAAUUAAAAUUGUCAUAAUUUCCCAAAAGAAAGAUUGACCAAGAUGUUUCCUGGUUUAACCUUUUUACUUUGUCUUUGAAUUUUCUGUCAUUCUUUUGACCUGUGCACAUUCCUUUCUGGCCAAAGGAACAGUCAAACAACUUGAUGUACAUGAGAAGUGAGGUUUUGACAGUUUUCUUUUACAGCUGUCAUUCAGCUUUCUGUGAAUUAUAAAGUAACUGAGAUUUGACUUUUAUUCUACCCUCUCUGAAGCAGUUUGUUAAACUUGUCUACUAUUUAGCUUCACUGACAGUCAUUUCUGGGCCUCUUUUUCAAAAAGAAAAUCCAAAAUAAGGCACUGUGUACAAGAUACAGAUUUGUGCUUCAGCCUUCAGUAUUGUCAUAAAACACAAAGCACCACUCCCUUCCUGCCUAUCCCCUGAUGAGAAGAGGAGCAGCAAGUUCUUGAAUGCCUCACCACAACAGCUAAUUCAGAAGGGCAUUGGCAAAGACUUAGGAAGUGGUUAACCAUGACUGGUGCAUGGGGCACGAGCAUGUGGUGGAAGGAUAUUGUUCCUUUUAUAGUAAACACUGCUUCAAAAGUCAUGCAAAUAUUGCUAGUUGAAGAACUCCAAACAUUGGGGGAAAAACUCUUACUUUUGUGGUCCUGUUGUGAAUUUCAUUGCUAAUAGAUCAGAAAUUGAAACCAUUUUCCUCAUUCUACACAUUAUAACUAUGCCUUGUCUCCUUUUAGUGACUAUUGACGUUUUAGGUACACCAGACUAUAAAUCACGUUAGCAAAAAUUAUUCCGUAAUGAUUUUUGUUUUUUUUAGUAUUGAUUGGAUUUGCUUACUGUCCUAACAAAUCUCAUUAAAUCAUGACCGCGUUACUAGUUGCACUGCUAGGGAGGGGUAUCAAAAGACUGGUGUGUGAAGUAUUUCAAUAGGAUAAAUUUUAUGGAGGAGGUGUUAUGUUGCACAACUUUCUGAUAUCAUUAAAAGAUGGAAGAACAUUUAAUCUAUCUUAAUGUUUCAUUUUAAAGGUUAUCUGGUCACUUCUAUGUUGCUUCCACAGGACAGCACUGUAAAAGUGACUAUAUUUCUAUGACACUAGGUCACAGUCUGACUGUGGAGCAACAAAUAAUUUUCAAUUGCUCUACAUUGGGGUUAUCUCCCACUGCUUGAACUUGACGACACUGUUUUGGUACUGAUGCCAAGCUGUUUGUCCUCCUCUGAACUUUAAGGAAAACUAAGUUCACUUCAUUAUGUUCUGAGAAACUGGAUGUUCUAAUUUCUGUUCUAUAAUAUUUGAAAUUUACUGUUUUUGGGGUGAAAUUUUGCAUUUGUUAAGUACACUUGGUGUGCUUAUGACGGUAUGAGUUUGCAGUGCUCUGGUGCUGCUAACCGUAAAAAAAAAUGUGCUUCAGAUUAAUAACAGCAAAACAAAAUGUAGACCAUUACAUUUUCAUUUGUGUUGCUUUCCCAAUGCUGCUUUUGUGGAUUAACAAACCUUUUUAUAUAAAAUGUAGUAUACUGAAACUGAUAUAUUUAAUUGCAGCUGCAGUUUUGAAAGAUUUCUGACUGUUGCAUUGCUUGAUAAUCUGAAUGUCAAAUUUGUUCAGCACAAAUUUCUGUGGAGAAUAAAUCCAUUGUAACCACCCAACCACAGGAUUUCUAAUUCUUCAUCCUCCAAUGUUCAUUAUUCCUCACACUUAAAGGGAAUCAUCACCAUGUUAACCGUCACACAAAUACUGACCACUUUCAAGGGAUCUGCAACAUUUUUGAUUUUUGCUUUUCUUGAAGUUGGUAACUUUUGGAGAGAAAUCAAGAUUGGAUCAAUCUGAUUAAUAUCACAUCAUUUAACCAUAAUGGCAUGUGCUUUUAAAGCAACAACCACACAAUUAGUAUGCUAUUAAUAGGAUUUCAGUAUCUCAGCCGAAAAAAUGUACUAUGAAUCAAAAUGUGUUGCUGGUGCUAUGCACCUGUUGGAAGGUUCAUUGGGUGAAUAGGUACUUGAUGAUUUUUCACUUUCUGAAGCUUUGUGUUAAUUUCAAUUGUAUCUGUUUAUUAGAAACUGAUUUUUGUAAUGUACUUAUGCCAAUUUUAUAUUAAAAAAUUGCUGCAUUUAUAAUAAAAAUGUGUA
Messenger RNA from Stegostoma tigrinum, 7975 nucleotides. It is a transcript of the gene lin54, whose product is annotated as lin-54 DREAM MuvB core complex component. Bases 523 to 2736 code for a protein of 737 amino acids. Gene Ontology annotation, cellular component: nucleus. Gene Ontology annotation, biological process: regulation of DNA-templated transcription. The transcript has 15 exons. Lineage: Eukaryota; Metazoa; Chordata; Chondrichthyes; Orectolobiformes; Stegostomatidae. The record is from RefSeq and is a predicted model, not a curated record.